AUGGCUACCAAGGCCGCCCGGACGCGCUUAACGCGCGAGUACAAGACAAUGCAGAAGGAGCCCACGCCCUACAUCGUCGCCCACCCAUGCGAGACCAACAUACUAGAAUGGCACUACUUGAUUACCGGUCCGCCCGACACACCGUACCACAACGGCCAGUACUGGGGCACACUCAUUUUCCCGACCGACUACCCCUUCAAGCCACCAGCAAUCCGCAUGCACACCCCGUCGGGACGCUUUGCGCCCUCCACCCGCCUCUGCCUCACCAUCUCCGACUUCCACCCGCGAUCCUUCAACCCGGCCUGGAGUGUCAGCACCAUCCUGGUUGGUCUGCUGUCGUUCAUGACGUCAAACGAUGUCACGACCGGCUCCAUCACAGCCUCCACCGAGGAGCGCAGGCUCCUGGCCGCCCGGACGCGCUGGUGGAACUCGACCGGAGGCGGUACGUACGAGAGCGGGAAGGCCGCGCAGAAGGGAAACAUCAAGGUCGGCGACGGUGGCAAGAAGUUCCGCGAGGAGUGGCCUGAAGAGGACGCUGCCAACUGGGAGUGGAUGAAGGAGAACAAGAUCGACGUUGCCACUGGCCAGAGUCUCAAUGCCGCCGGUGCGCCUUGUGGACCGCCGCUUGUUGGUUCCAUGGGGACCAGCGGCAGCCAGGUGCAAGGGGUCGUGGACGCGGUUGUGCAGCAGCGAGAGGCGGGCAGGGGCUGGAUGGCCGACCACAAACUUUUGAUAGCUGGCGGCGCCAUUUUCUUCUACGUUCUGAUUGCUCGCCUGCUUGGCCAGGGGAUUUAA
Messenger RNA from Diaporthe citri, 795 nucleotides. RefSeq lists its product as uncharacterized. The record is from RefSeq and is a predicted model, not a curated record. The coding region runs from base 1 to 795 and encodes 264 amino acids. The transcript is spliced from 2 exons. Lineage: Eukaryota; Fungi; Ascomycota; Sordariomycetes; Diaporthales; Diaporthaceae.